This is a messenger RNA of Botrytis porri, 864 nucleotides long. RefSeq lists its product as uncharacterized. The record is from RefSeq and is a predicted model, not a curated record. Bases 1 to 864 code for a protein of 287 amino acids. Gene Ontology annotation, molecular function: zinc ion binding; DNA-binding transcription factor activity, RNA polymerase II-specific. Gene Ontology annotation, biological process: regulation of DNA-templated transcription. The transcript is spliced from 2 exons. NCBI's taxonomy places the organism in Eukaryota, Fungi, Ascomycota, Leotiomycetes, Helotiales, Sclerotiniaceae.
AUGGGCAGAACGAAAUCGAUACCUAUCGAUGCCAGGAAUUUGAAUAGUAUAAAUGAUGCUCGAAGUACCUCUUCCACAAGCUUCAUCGGUACUAAUGCUCAGGAAGAUCGCGCGAUCAGAUGCAUAAGAGAGGCUCCACUUGUCACCUUCAGCGACAGCGGAGACAUAAACGACAUCUACGAAUUUCAUAGAAGAGCUCAACCUAGCGACCUUAUCAACUUCAGGACGAAAUGGACUCCACAAGCCUUACUUCGAGAGGAAGAAAGCUGGAUUGCCCAUCAGUAUGCAGAUGGGGUUCCUGGAAACAAACAAAUGAUAAGAGGUAUCGCUCAAGAGGAUAGAGUUCGCGCACAACAAGAAGGUAUCAUCCGAAGAUACGUGGAACCAAGUAACGAAUUCAUUCCGCGCUCUAAACGCAUUACGAAUAAAAUACGACGUCGCCCAAAACAACUAGAGCUUCCACCAGUCGUCGAUGGGAUCAAUUGGCUUGCGGAUCGGCUGAAAGAGAGGACAAUCAACGACCAAAUAUCCCUUCUCAAACACUGGCAGAAUGACUCUUACCAAUGUACUGAGUCAAGAGGCGGAGCUAAAAAAGUUUCGACAAAGCAUACAAUUGAUGUACCUGUGAAAGAUCUCAAGGACGAUGGACCAUACUGUUCGGGGGGAGGUGACUAUCAUUUACCAUCUUCUCCAAAACAGGGCGCGCCUGCAAAAUCACCUCGAGCUUGUAUCAACUGUUAUGAGCGGCACCAUGGGUGUGACAAAAGUAUGCCUAGCUGCUCUUCCUGCAGCGCAAUUAAUGCAUAUUGCGUCUAUCCCAAGGUUACUGCUAGAGUAUCUCCAAAGAAGCGAAAGAAGUGGUAG